AUGGAUGCACUUACGGAACAUGCUCAAUCUCUUGCUUCCUCGACUUUUGUAUACGCUGAUGAUGUAGCUGUAUCCACAACAUCACGUGAGGAACUGGAAAAAACCCUAGAAGAGUGGAAGCGGCAGUUAAGAGCAGGUGGCCUAGUGCUGAGUGUUGCGAAGACCCAAUACAUGGUGUGCAAUGAUCCAAAUACUGUCGAAAGCGGCCCACUUACCAUCGAUGGCCAACAAGUCGUCAGAUGCGACCUAUAUAAAUAUUUGGGCACCAUGUUGCACAGUUCGGGGGAAGUGGACGUCAGCAUUCAGCACCGAAUUCCAGCAGCCUGGCUUAAAUGGAGGGUUACUUACUGGCGUAAUCUG
Molecule: messenger RNA, 360 nt
Organism: Iphiclides podalirius (scarce swallowtail)
Lineage: Eukaryota; Metazoa; Arthropoda; Insecta; Lepidoptera; Papilionidae
Source: the annotation of a GenBank genome assembly